Molecule: messenger RNA, 489 nt
Organism: Rangifer tarandus platyrhynchus (Svalbard reindeer)
Lineage: Eukaryota; Metazoa; Chordata; Mammalia; Artiodactyla; Cervidae
Source: the annotation of a GenBank genome assembly
AUGUCCCUGGGACCAUUGAAAUUCCAGGCAGUGGGUGAAAAUGAGGAGGAUGAGGAAGCAGAGAGCUUGGACUCUGUGAAGGCACUGACAGCCAAGCUGCAGCUGCAGACACGGCGGCCCUCAUACCUGGAGUGGACAGCCCAGGUCCAGAGCCAGGCCUGGCGCAGGGCCCAAGCCAGACCCGAGCCCAGGGGACCUGGGGCCAUUUGCGGAUUCGACUCAAUGGACUCUGCCCUUGAGUGGCUCCGACGGGAGCUGCGGGAGAUGCAGGCGCAGGACCGGCAGCUGGCAGGGCAGCUGCUUAGGCUGCGGGCCCAGCUGCACCGGCUGAAGGUGGACCAAGUCUGUCACCUGCACCAAGAGCUGCUGAACGAGGCUGAGCUGGAGCUGGAGCUGGAGCCUGGGGCCGGCCUGGCCCUGGCCCCGCCACUGCGGCACCUGGGCCUUACGCGCAUGAACAUCAGCGCCCGGCGCUUCACCCUCUGCUAA